Messenger RNA from Pipistrellus kuhlii (Kuhl's pipistrelle), 2120 nucleotides. It is a transcript of the gene CHST13, whose product is annotated as carbohydrate sulfotransferase 13. Bases 589 to 1461 code for a protein of 290 amino acids. The record is from RefSeq and is a predicted model, not a curated record. Gene Ontology annotation, molecular function: sulfotransferase activity. Gene Ontology annotation, biological process: carbohydrate biosynthetic process; proteoglycan biosynthetic process. The transcript has 3 exons. Lineage: Eukaryota; Metazoa; Chordata; Mammalia; Chiroptera; Vespertilionidae. Gene Ontology annotation, cellular component: membrane.
ACCUGCUGUCUGCUCCUGGGCUAGGGGAUAGGUGCUAGAACGGCUCUCGAUGCCCCGCCUGUGCCCCAGCUCCCCGCAAGGCGUUGCUCCCUUGGAGAAGUGGUCUCCAAACGUCCGGGAUGGGGACCGUUAGGGCUGCCAGCCUGUGUCUGGGGACCCGGGUCAGUGGCGGGGGGUGGACUUGGCCCACCUGGGAAGGCAGUUUCCUUUACUUCACCCCACACCCUUAGCGCCAGGCUGGGAGAGAGUUUGAUGCCCCUACAUCCCCCCCGCUGGUUCCCCUGUGCGGGUGGCGGGGUGCUGCUUGGGGUGACCUGCUGCACCUGAAGUUCACACUGACCAGGACUUGGGGCUCCUGUGCAUCUACCUCAGGGUCUGGUUGGUGGAAAUGAGGCAGCCAGUCGGGACCCCCCAGUGUGGAAUCCCUGCUCCAGGCUGGCAUGUGCCAGACUUCACCUGUAGGAAUUCCUCAAACCUCUCACCGCCCCAUUCACACCCCAUUCACAGGGAGGGAGAUGCCAGAGAAAAUCUGGAAACAAGGCCCUGGGCUCUGGCUGGCUCGGUGGGAAGAAGAGGAGUCCCCUGCAGAUGCUCUAUGACCUGGACCAGGGUUCGAGCUCGGCCCUGGCGGAGGUGCACCGGCAGCGCCGCAACCUGCUGCGCCGCGCCUGCAGCCGCCACACGCGCCGGCAGCGCCUGCUGCAGCCCGAGGACCUGCGGCACGUGCUGGUGGACGACGCCCACGGCCUGCUCUACUGCUACGUCCCCAAGGUGGCCUGCACCAACUGGAAGCGCGUGCUGCUGGCGCUGCGCGGCCCGGGCGCCGCCGACCCGCAGGCCAUCCCGGCGCACCAGGCGCACGCGCCGGGCCGCCUGCCCUCGCUGGCCGACUUCAGCCCCGCCGAGAUCAACCGGCGCCUGCGCGCCUACCUGACCUUCCUCUUCGUGCGCGAGCCCUUCGAGCGCCUGGCCUCGGCCUACCGCAACAAGUUCGCGCGGCCCUACAGCGCCGCCUUCCAGCGCCUGUACGGCACGCGCAUCGUGCGGCGCCUGCGCCCGCGCGCGCACCCGGACGCGCUGGCCCGCGGCCACGACGUGCGCUUCGCCGAGUUCCUGGCCUACCUGCUGGACCCGCGCACGCGCCGCGACGAGCCCUUCAACGAGCACUGGGAGCGCGCGCACGCGCUCUGCCACCCGUGCCGCCUGCGCUACGACGUGGUGGGCAAGUUCGAGACGCUGGCGGAGGACGCGGCCUUCGUGCUGGGCCUGGUGGGCGCGCCGGGCCUGCGCUUCCCCGCGCCGCCGCCCCGGGCCAAGGCGGCCUCCGCCGCCUCCCAGGACCUGGCCAGGCGCCUCUUCCAGGACAUCAGCCCCUUCUACCAGCGGCGCCUCUUUGACCUCUACAAGAUGGACUUCCUGCUCUUCAACUACUCCGCCCCCUCCUACCUGCGGCUGCACUAGCCCGUGGUGCCUGGUGCACUGCGGAGGCUCCCAGGCCAGGGAUGGGGAUGAGAAUGGAAGUUUUUGACAAUCAUUGCAUUGGGCCGAUGUCACACCUGGCUGGUUUUGGGUGCAGCCACUCAGCUGUUGUACAAAUAGGUGCCUGUCCCCUGUCCUGCCUGUCGCUUGAUGUUGCUUGCUCUAACUGCUCUAGUUGGGGUGGGUGAGGAUUGGGUAAUAGAGUUUUAAGUUGCAAAGAGGCCAUUUUUUGUCAGCUCUGUCCCUGAACCUGUCCUUGGUGUAACAGAGCAGAAUGCUGGCUCAAGGCAGCCUGUGGCCAUCCUAAUUCCCUCCCCACUUCACCUACUCUGGUAAGGACAGCCUUGGCCAAGGAGAGAAGCCCUCCCCUGCAGGCAGGCCUCAGGCUGGGGCCAUCCUUGCCCAUGGGCAUGGCACAGGAGCCAGCUGUGAGCUGCCUUCACUCUGCCCGUCUCAGAGCAAGGCCACCUUUCCUGUUGCUGGCCCUGCCCUGGCCCCACCUUUGGUCUUAGUCUGGCCGGAUGCUAGGUUGCCUCUGUGUGCCCAGAGUCCAGGGUGCAAUAGGAGGCAGGUUUUAUAGGACUUCGGUGAUCUGGCGGGCUCAUGUUAUCGAAAUAAAUGAGUUUUGUUACUUUCUGACA